AUGGCAGCUCACCGGCAGCUCCUCCCUGCUCAAGGCCUGCUGCUCUCUGUCUUGGCUCUGCACUUCUGCACCCAGGGCCCUCUUGCCAUAGCAGGGCGCAAAGUUGUCAACAUGUCCAUAACAGCCACCAACCACGCCUCAGUGGCUGCCACCAAAGCUUCCGUGGCUACCAAGCAGACCUUGGUGGCUGCUGCCAACACCUCAGUGGUUGUCACCAACCAGGCAUUGGUGGCCACCAAGCAGAGCUCAUUGGCUACCACCAGUGCCUCAGUGGCCACCUCCAACCAGGUAUUGGUGGCCACCAAGCAGAGCUCAGUGGCCACCUCCAACCAGGCAGUGGUGGCCACCAAGCAGAGCUCAGUGGCCACCUCCAACCAGGCAUUGGUGGCCACCAAGCAGAGAACAGUGGCUACCACCAGUGCCUCAAUGGCUGCCUCCAACCAGGGAUUGGUGGCCACCAAGCAGACCUUGAUGUCUGCCACCAGUUCCUCAAUGGCUGCCUCCAUCCACACCUCAGUGACCACCACCACCACCUCGGUGGCCAUCAGCCAGACUUCAGUGGCUGCCAACACCUCCGUGAACCUUACAGAACAAACCCUGCUCAGCUGUCAGAGCUUCCAGUGCUUCGGGGAGAGGUGCUACCAGGAUGAAGCCCACAGGAACACAACGGCCACCUGCCACAAUGAGACCUUGUGUGAGCUGUAUCGUUUCUCCAGCACGAACUACACUGCCAGGUGCAGCAGUGUGUGCAGGGCAGAGCCGUGCAGGACCAAUGGCAGCAUGGCCCUACAGCAGUGCACCGUGGAGUGCUGCAACACCUCACUCUGCCUGCAGCUCAAUGCGAGCUCCUAUGGUAACUGCUCCGUGGUUUAUCCCACUGCAUGCGAGAGAAAUGGGUGUGCAGACCCAUCAUGUUCGGCUGGCUGCAUCGCUGCAGUUCCUCUGCCCCACGGAGGCCACACGUGGGCUGUGUCUUCAGAGCUCCUCUGUGCCCACAGGUGA
Molecule: messenger RNA, 1002 nt
Organism: Centrocercus urophasianus (Greater sage-grouse)
Lineage: Eukaryota; Metazoa; Chordata; Aves; Galliformes; Phasianidae
Product: serine-rich adhesin for platelets-like
Exons: 5
Coding region: 1-1002 (333 amino acids)
Source: RefSeq, a predicted model, not a curated record